UAUAUAAAUAUUAUUGAUUUUUAAAACUAAUUAUGGCUUCAAAUCGUCAACGGCGUGUUAACGCAGGUAACCGAUAUGCUAGGAUAUUAAAUGAAGAAGAGGAAGACGAUGAGUUUUACAAGACACAGUACGGAGGAUUUAGUGAAGAAAAAGCCGACGAUGAUUAUUUAGCAAAUGAAGAUGACCAGGAUAUUGUAGAUUCUGAUUUUUCAAUUGACGAGAAUGACGAGCCCGUGAGUGAUAAAGAAACGGAGGAACCAAGAAAGAAAAGGAAGAAGGUAGUCGUUACAAGAAGCUACAAGGAACCGUCUAAACAGAUCAAGAAACCACAACAAACAAAACACAAACUCAUUUCACAGACAUCGAAAAAAAAGUCAAUUUUGUCUGCAGAGUUCAAAAAAUCACUUAGAAAGUCAACAAAUGCAAAGUCUGCGGCAACUCAACACAGAAUUUUAGUAAGAAAUGAAGCGGAAAAGUUGAAGCCAAAAUCUAUUAAGAUUGAUGAGAAGAUACCAACGCAAGAGGAACUUUUGAAGGAAGCAGCACUCACGGAAACAGAAAAUAUAAAGUCACUAGAGAAAUUUCGCAGAAUGGAAUUGGAAAAGAAGAAAGUUCGACCGACAAAAGCAAGCUCUUUUACAGGAGCUAUUAUAAGAUAUCAUUCAGUUUCAAUGCCUGUCGUUGUCAAUGAUUUGUCACAAUUAUGGGAACAGCAGCAGCAUGAUGAGACAGAGGAAAUAAAGAGAACAACAAGAAGAAGUCGGCUAGCUGCUAACGAUUCGACUAAAACAAUUAACAAAAAUCGUUGCGAACGGACUUUCAUCACGUUUGAAAAUGAUAUUAAUAAUAAAAUUUUUGAAGAAAUAUUUCCACCGUCAGAACAGAAAAAGCAUAGAAAAGGCACUCAGAUUUGUCCAAUCACUAAUCUCCCAGCAAAAUAUUUUGAUCCAAUCACUCAACUUCCCUUCAAUAAUAUCAUGGCAUUUAAAAUACUUCGAGAAUCCUAUUAUCAAAUGCUCGAAGCUAAAGCAGACCAAACAGAUUCUGACGUUUUGGCAUGGCUUCAGUGGCGAAAAAAAUCUAAAAUGCAAAUUAAAUCCAUUAAAUCGGAAAAAUAAAUGUAACCUCCUUUCAGUAUUUAUUUGUUUUCAUCUAUUCAUUUAAUUAAGGUUUUCAUUUU
Messenger RNA from Chironomus riparius, 1180 nucleotides. Lineage: Eukaryota; Metazoa; Arthropoda; Insecta; Diptera; Chironomidae. The record is from the annotation of a GenBank genome assembly.